This is a messenger RNA of Coregonus sp. 'balchen', 6458 nucleotides long. Lineage: Eukaryota; Metazoa; Chordata; Actinopteri; Salmoniformes; Salmonidae. The record is from the annotation of a GenBank genome assembly.
UCCUCUCUUUAGGAUGAAGUUUCCCAGAGGCUCCAGAAUGUCAUGUCCUGUCCAUUCCCCUGUAUAGUGGACCUCCUGCAGAGCUGUGCUUGCCACAUGCAAAGACUUUGACUGUUCCAUGGCAUAGGCACAUACUGGGUACAGACAGUAGCCUACAGGAGAACAGCAUCCCUAUCUUUUAGCACUCUCUCUCUCUCCCCAAAAGUCUCUCAGGCCCCUCUAUCCCUCUCAGAGAGCCCCUCCCUGGGGCCAUGCCCAUCCAGCUUAAUGCCGACACCUCCUUCAGCUCCAAGCAGGAGCUACUGGACCUCCAGAACGGCCCCAUGGGCCCCUUCCUGGAUACACCCAGCCCCGUGGACUCUCAGGAGGAUAGCCCGAUGGGCUCAGGCCCUGGCAGCUCUGCUGGAGAAGGCCCCGCUGGCCACAUCAUCCUCACCAGGGCUACUGCCCCUCUGCCUGGACAGCUUUACAGGGGUGAGGUGCCCACAGAGACCCCCAUGGGCCUCAAAUUCAUCCCCAUUGACUCAGAAGGGCUGUGUGGCUGGGGGGCCCUGACGCCCCGAGCCAUCCAGACCUUCAACACCCCUCGCUGGCUGCUCUUCUUCCUCUGUGUGGCUUCCUUCCUCCAGGGCAUGAUCAUUAACGGCUUCAUCAACACGGUGGUGACCUCCAUAGAGAGGCGCUUUGACCUGCGUAGCUACCAGGCCGGGCUCAUCGCCAGCUCCUACGACAUCGCUGCCUGUCUGUGCCUGGCCUUCGUCAGUUACUUUGGUGGGACAGGGCACAAGCCUCGUUGGCUGGGCUGGGGGGUGCUAGUCAUGGCGUUAGGCUCUCUGGUGUUCGCCCUGCCUCACUUCACCACUCCCCCGUACCAUGUCAGCAUUCCCGAGCGGACAGGGGUAUGCACAGGGAACCGUACCAGCCCUUGCCAUGAUAGGGAGGGUGGGGGUCUGUCCAGCUACCGCUUUGUCUUCAUGCUGGGCCAGUUCCUGCAUGGGGUGGGAGCCACGCCCCUGUACACUCUGGGGGUCACCUACCUGGACGAGAACGUCAAGUCCAGCUAUGCUCCAGUGUACAUUGGUGAGUCACUAAGCACAACACUGACUGUAGGACCAUUGUUCUAUCUAAUCUUUUUUGGGACGUGUAUUUUCUCAGGUGUACUUUUCAGGAUUUAUGUGGUGCAUAUAUUUGUCAUCCAUCAGAGAAUAGUUUUCAUUGUGUUUAAUAAUGUUACAAAAUUUGAUUUUAACGUAACUAACAACACCAAAUGUACUGUGUCAAAGGACCUGUGAACUGUAGAUGACUUACUUGAUUUGCAUAUGGUCUAAACCAGGGGUACUCAACUCUUACCCUAUGAGGUCCGAAGCCUGCUGGUUUUCUGUUCUACCUGAUAAUUAAUUGCACACACCUGGUGUCACAGGUCUAAAUCAGUCCCUGACUAUAGGGGAACAAUUAAAAAAUCCAGUGGAUUUGAGUUUCUGGGGUCUAGACUUGCUUCUUGCUACUCUUGAAGUGUGCUGUGCUGCCAGUGUUUGUGGCUGCUGUGCUGACUGAUAUCCUGUGUGAUCUAUAACCCUGUGGUCUCGUCUCCAUUAGGUAUGUGACCACAUAAUGACCCACACUGCACAGCAGCAGUAAUCAGGAUGAUGUGAGACUUGUCAGACAAGUUAUAAUGACAGAAAACUAGUCCGGAUGAGAGCAGAGCCUGAUUCACUGAUGUGAUAGGUGAAUAGGUUGACCUUUGAGAUGUCACAUAUCGGAGAAUGACGUAGUAAAAAUAGGUUUUAGAUGUGAAAUCAUGCGUGUAGUGAGGAUUGUAUCUAAUGGUUCGAAAUGGCAGUAUUUAACUCUAAAACAGUCACAGACUGUUACACCCCUGUUGAUUGAGCUUGAUUGUAGAUUAAAGUUCUUCAAAUUGGAUGUGUGUGACGUUAUGUCUCCAACUGAGGUUCAGCAGAAACCCCUGCCAUCUGACGUUCCCUAUUGACCUGCCAUCAAGGAGGAUCAAUGUCACAUCCAGGAUGAGGCCUACAAUUUUGACCCUCUCACGCUCCCUUAGACUUCCCAUCUUUCCAUUCAGCAGUUUCACCACAGACAUAAUUUCAAAGGCAACAGAGGCAAUCGAAGACAAUCCCCACCUCGCUGACUCCAGUGAGGACUCAGUGAACGCACUCAGUCUGUUUCUGCGAGCUUAUCAAUCACAAUAAAACAACACAGAUGAAAACCAAACCAUCAAAGCAGGAACAAUGAGGUAUUUUUACUCAGUAGGAAGUCCUUAACUGACGCACACAGCUCUCCUCUGGUCUCUGUCUCCUCAGGGAUCUUCUAUACAGCAGCCAUCGUGGGUCCAGCAGCAGGGUACCUUCUAGGAGGAUACUUCCUCAACAUCUAUACAGAGGUCCAUAUGACGUGAGUACCUCAGUCAGUCUGUCUCCACCUACCAUACACCUGGACUAACCUCAGGGAGAUAGCUACUUAACGUAGCUGUACUUACCGUAUCUGAAUCAGUUGGACCCAUAGACUGUAUAAAAAUGGUUCACCUUAAAAGGGGAGAUGGCAGCAGAGCAAAACCUUUCUACAGAUAAAGAAUAGUGCCCUCUAGUGGCCAUUUGUAGUUUAACCUUUGCUCAAAUCCUCAAGAAAAAAAUAAAAAGCUCUCAACUUAAUUAUUGCCCUUCCCUCUUUGUCUCUUCUGUGCCCCUCCCUGUGUGUAGGACGGAGCUGACUCCAGAGAACCCUCUGUGGGUGGGGGCCUGGUGGAUAGGCUUCCUUGCAGGAGGGGCAGCAGCACUGGUCAUCGCCCUGCCCAUCCUGGGCUACCCACGCCAACUACCAGGUUACUUACCAAUUUACUGACACUUCACCAGCACCACAGAACACAGAACACAAAAAAAUCAGAUCAGCAACUAACUCAAUCUUUGCCAUCAACAUGAAUAUCUCUAUUUUCCCACUUCUCUCCAGGCUCUCAGAAGUAUGUGGCCAUGCGUGUGUCUGAGGCCCACCAGCUGAAAGAUGGCAGUCAGGCCAGUGCAUCAGACCCUCAGUUUGGGAAGUCAGUGAAGGACAUGCCUAGGUAGGUGACCCUACACUCUAGGGCACUAGAGGGACCACCAGAAAGCCCUACACUCUUACUUCAUAACUCUCACACAGAAAUAAGACCUAUAUAAGAUAGUGUAAUCCCUCCAUGCAUAGCUACUGUGUUUAUUAUGUGUCAAUGUAACACACUUGGGCUCAGAAAGCAGGCUGGUUCUCCAUGGCAAUGGGGGAUUACUGAGAGGAAACAGGACAGUGAUUACAUUGUAUAAUAUAUCAUGGUAGUAAAGUAUUUAUUUUCACUGUGGCUGUCUUUUCCAGGGUCAGGGAUGAACCUUUAAUUAAGAAGAUAAGAUCUUACUAAAGAGAUCUCUCUCGCGCUCUCUCUCUCACUCACUCUCUCUCACUCGCUCUCUCUUUCUCUCUCCAGGUCAGUGUUGCUCCUGCUGAAGAACCCUCCCUUCCUCUUCCUGUGUCUGGCGGGGGCCACGGAGGCCACCCUCAUUGCUGGCAUGUCCACCUUCGGCCCAAAGUUCCUGGAGUCUCAGUUCAGCUUGAGUGCAUCUGAGGCAGCCACAUGGUUCGGUGAGAGACUAUAGAAUCAGAUCACUAACAUUACCCCAUACACAAACAUGCACUUACAGCACGUUACAUAUUUGAAACACCACCUACCCCCUCCACCUACCCCCCUUCUUUUAGUCACACUACUACCAUUUAGCUAUUUAUGCUUCCAUCCUCAUCCAUCCUCAUCCAUCCUCAUCCAUCCUCUUCCAUCCACGUCCCUCACAUACACAUGGGUAUUAACCUUCCCUUUCCUCCCACCAGGCUACAUGGUGGUGCCCGCGGGCGGAGGUGGCACCUUCCUGGGCGGCUACAUCGUGAAGAAGCUGAACCUACGUUGCCGUGGCAUCAUCCGUUUCUGCAUGGUGUGUGCCCUCAUCAGUCUACUGGCCAUAUUCAUCUUCCUCAUCCACUGUCCCAACGUCCCUAUGGCCGGGGUGACCACUCCCUACCGCAGCAACCUGCCACCGGGCAAUCAGUACAACAAGAAUUACAAUGAACAGUACUAUGAGCAAGCCAACAACCUCCGCAACAGGUAAACCCAGACCAGGCCCAAUGGAGAGACAGACAAUCUGUGUCCAUUAGAAGGAAUAUUUGACAUUGUUUUUGUAAUGUUACAUUAUUAUAUGAUAAGGAUAUUUAGGUGAAAAUCAGGAAGAGCUCAAAAUUUUAAGAGACUAAAAAAGCAUACAGAGUAGCCCACAGUAAACAACACCAAUGACUCAACAUUAAAGCGGCACACAACCACUGAGUUUAUUACACAUUAGUUGAUGCCCUCUGGCUGUUGAAUGCUAAUGAAACAGAGAGGAGGCAGAGGGAUUGUACAACCCAUCAGGGGAGGAGAGGAGGGUCUGCUGUUUGACAAGUAUUUUACAGUUUAAAGAUUUUAGUUUGUCAGAUGCAUGUCUACGCUCAGUGUGAUAGUCAAGAUAUUCCCCCUCAAGCAAAUGAAUAUAUUUAGCUAGUCAACAACUAGACCAGCUCCUUAUUGUCCUACUCCAGUUCCAUUUCACGAAACAAUCAAGAGUUAGCCAUGGUACAAGUCUGUUUAGGUUACAUACCGCCAAAUAGUUUUGCAAUGACACAGAGUGCAAGGAGUGUAAUGUUAGCUAAACAGACUGGUACUCAGGCUAAUUAACACUAAUAACACAGUAGAAUAAAUACUACUGCAUACAGAGCAACAGAUAUUGAUUAUGGAUGUCAUAGAAAAUAACCUUUCAACUCUAUUUUUCUCUCCCGCUCUCUCUCAGCUCUUUGUUGGGGGGCAACCUGACGGUGGGAUGUAAUGCAGAUUGUCACUGUUUACGAGAGCUCUAUAACCCAGUCUGUGGAGCCGACGAUGUGAUGUAUUACUCCCCCUGCCACGCAGGAUGCAGCACAAUCAACCACACAGAGAUCUCAACAGGCAGACAGGUAACCAACCAAACCUUCAGCAAAGAUCUCACUUUGGUUAGAACUCUAAUUGUAAAAAUUGAUGGACAGAGUCUGUGUAACAGGUCUGUGUUCGAUGAAGACUAAUUAAGGAAGAUGCAUUAAAUAAAUGAGUUAAAUUAGAUACAAUAGUUAAUGAAUAUAGCCAGUAUACAUGUUGACUUUGACUGACUGUCUCUUCUGUCUGGUGUGUCCCUGUUCAGGUGUACUCGGGCUGCAGCUGUGUGGUGGGGGGGAAUGUGACAUCAGGGCUGGAGGGCCAGGCGAGGGAUGGGAAAUGUACCAGCUCCUGUAGUCACAUGUCAGCCUUCCUCACCUUCCUCUUCAUCAUCAUCUCCUUCACCUUCCUGUGUAGUAUACCAGCCCUCACCGCUACCCUCAGGUGGGUACGGAUCAGACCGACUACAGAGAGAGAGACCUCAGUGGUAUAGUCCUGUGAUAACCAGGCAUGAGAGAGAAACGUGUGUUAACUCUGACUCUAAACGGCUCUCCUCCUACAGGUGUGUUCCAGACAGCCAGAGGUCCUUUGGACUGGGGAUCCAGUGGAUUGUGGUGCGAAGUCUAGGUACUGUAUGUUCUUGUUGAAUUUGAUUUGAUUUCAUAAAUGGCCUUUUAGCCUCAAAUUCCCAACAACAAGCAUAAUAUGAUGUGAUAUGUUCUUCCUGAAGGUGGGAUCCCAGGCCCGAUAGCAUUUGGCUCUGUGAUCGACAUCUCAUGCCUGCUGUGGGAGGACCAGUGUGGAGAGCAGGGCUCCUGCCAUCUCUACCAGAACUCUGCCAUGAGCCGCUACACACUCAUCGCUGGCAUCAUCUACAAGGUAACUCAAGGCCUACACGUUGUCUGGGCUGAUAUCUAAGCCUGUUGCAGGGGCAUGAUUUUCUUUAUACUCGUAACCAGAUCAAAUGUUUGUUUAACUGAUAGAGAAUGAUAUUCUUCCUACUCUAACCAUAGUGCAUGUCUCAUUGUCUCCCUCCCUCCCUCUUUCUGUCAGGUUCUCGGCACGCUGUUCUUCCUGCUGGCCAGUGUUCUGUACAAGCCCCCUCCAGAGUCGCCCCAGAGCAGCUGUGAGAGCACCGACCACGGGCCAGUGGACAGCGGGGGCGAGACGGGGGACCUCCCGAUCAAGGACCUUCCACCAGAGAUCAUCGCCAAUGUACACACCAGGUUAUGAUGACUUCAGACUCCAUCCACACUGCACUGCAGUGUGUCUCACCCUAUAUCUCACCGCACAUGUAUGUGUUGGUGUGUGUGGCGUACCACUGCUUCCCCCAUCAUUGCCAGCCUGUGCCCGUCUCAUAGCCACUCCCAACACACAGACACAUCACCCCAGGGCAUGUCUCACCUACUGACCCCACGUUCAGCCUGCCCUCCACUGCCAGCCCACUGAAAUGGGGUGUGUGUGAUGUGAUGAAAGACUGAGACUAGGGUCACAG